CUUGCCCAUUGACACACAUGUAAGCGCGUGUGUGUUCCUACAGUAUUGUUACUUGUGUCUUCACCAGACACGCGCACGCAGGCGUCCAAACACGAGGCAGGAGAAUAAAGGAUAUGGUGUCAAAGGUUAGUGGUGGCAUUUUAGAAGGUGUUUGUUGUGUGAAUCCCUCUGGAAGGACAGCUAAUGAUACAGAGGCUGUCGAGUAUUGAUGGACACACACACACACAUUUUAUCUAGCAGUAAUUAUCUCAAUAAAAAUACAUCGCAACUCGUUAUCUCGCCAACCCCGCCUCUCGCCACACUUUGUGGAACAACGGGUUUUCCCCGAUGUACCCCUAGUUAAUGCUUACAUACUGGCCACCUCCCCACCCUGCCUCUGGCUACAUUUUGUGGCGAAUGUGAUCUCCCAAAAGCCACCCCUAGUUAUAGAUCACAGCCUCAGUAUGUUGUCACACCUGCCUCUCACCCAACAUUUGUAUUGAACGGGUGGUGGAAACAUAACCGGUCAACACCGUACAACGAAAUGUACUUUACAGAUAUUUAACGACAGAAAAAUGGGGUGGACCGGUUUUUUAAUUACAAUUUUAUUUACGAUGUUAGUGUGAGAAAUAUUAUUUAUUAUUAUUAUUUUUAAUACUUCGAUACAAACUACACUCAACAUGUCCGCAAGCAGAGGAUACGGAAGCCGCUGUAAAUUCUUCUGUGAACUCAUUGUGAUCUUCCAUCAUUGACUUUUGUCUGUCACACUCUCCUCCUUCUCCCCCUCCCUUCUUUCUCUUUCUCUCGCGUGCACGUGCGCACACAGGCCCGUGCAGGAGUAAGCUGGGGUCAGAAGAUGUGCAGGAUAGAGAGACGUGGGCAGGGGACGCAGACCUCACUCGGCCUCCCAGCCUGGCGUGCAGCCAGCGUGCUGAGGGCUCGUCUCAAUAAUUCACGUCGCCAGUUCCAUGGAGGGACCUCCCCAUCAUCCUCCGCGCCGAGCCGGCGUCAAGGCAACUGAGUCGCUCUGCUGGCUGCGUGGAGUGAGUGCCGUGGGACGCUGCCUCUCCGGUUCAUUCCGUGCUCGGCCGCAGUCCGCCAUGUGACGUGCGCUACCUGACAGGUGUGAACACUACGUGAUCUUUACGUCGCCACGCCGUGAUAAGACAUCCUUCAAAGACAGACGGGAUCUUCUGGGCGUGUUGCGGUCUGGCAUCGACAUUGUCCCGUCUUAGUCGCCGGUGUCUGUAUCUCAUCUCGCUGGUCCCCGGUGUAAGUCUGCACCAUGAGCGCGAAUCAUUUCUUUCACGUGCAUUCUUUUUAACCCUUAGUCAAUAGUCAAAACUUUCUAACCUCACUCAUCUCCAAGACAUCAUCACCAUCUUCGUCAUCUCAGCACCAGCAACGACAGGGUAGCCAGCACGUAGCAGCCUCUGUUCACCAAGGUCGGAGGAAACUCUCAUCCGAGCUCGGCCACAACUUCCGGUCAGCCAUGGGCAGCAGGGGAAGUGGAGCCUGCUGCAAGCAGUUCGCCAAGUUCCUCUUCUCGCACGUGGGUCUGUGCGGCAUGGUGGUGCUGUACUGUGUGGUGGGCGGCUUCAUCUUCGAGCACCUGGAGAAGAAGAACGAGGAGGAGAUCUGCUACGAGUCGCGGUCCGAGUACCAGCCCAUGGAGACCAAGACCGUCAACUCCACCCUCAAGAUCUUCUUCGAGAACGGCGGCAUCGUGUCGGACGCCAACCGCGAGACCAUGGAGGUGCAGCUGCGCAGCGUGCUGGAAACCUUCCGCAACAACACGUUGGCCAUCGGCUACGACGGACGCGACUGCGACCGCUACGGCCUGGAGGGUGGACCCAAGUACGAGUGGACCUGGGCCGGCGCCCUCAUGUUCUCCGUCACCGUGGUGACCACCAUAGGAUAUGGUCACAUCGCACCCAAGACCAUCUGGGGCCGCCUGGUGUGCAUCGCCUACGCAGUGCUGGGGAUCCCCCUCAUGCUGCUGUGUCUGGCCAACAUUGGUGAUGUCCUCGCCGACAUCUUUCGCUUCAUCUACGCCAAGAUCUGCUGCUGCGCCUGCUGCCGCAAGCGCAAGUCCCGGGAGAGACGCCUGCAGGCGCUGAAGCAACAGCAGGACCAGAACCAGCAAGGACAGAUCAUCACCAAGAACAGCGACAACUUGGGCGACGGCGAAGGGAUAAAGGCUGACAAAUCCACCAUCAUCACCAACAACGUGCCGCCCACCAACACGGAGUUCUCCCGCCUCCAGAGCAAGUCCCCCUCCGAGUCGCUGGAGAGCGACAAGCAGUCGCGGCCGUCGUCUGCCUCCUCCACCACCAAGCUGCGACCCGUGACCCCGCCCACCCGCUCCAUCAAGAUCGUGCCGCUGGACGUCAAGACGCUGAGUCACAACCGCCCGACCAAGGCUGAACCCCCAGUCAUCGUAGACGACGACAGCAGCGACGAAGAUGACGACGACUACGAAUUGGACGAGAAGAAGAUCACCGUGCCCCUGACCAUCACCAUGAUCGUCAUCGGCAGCUACAUCUUUGCCGGCGCCGUGCUGUUCGGCCUGUGGGAGGGAUGGGACUGGCUGCAGUCGGCUUAUUUCUGCUUCAUCACCCUGGCAACCAUCGGCUUCGGUGACGUUGUGCCUGGUACAGAUUUCGAGAACCCCACGGCGCAGGCGCAGCUGCUGCUGGGCUCCGUCUACGUGCUGUUCGGCAUGGCCAUCCUGUCCAUGUGCUUCUCUCUCAUGCAGGAGGAGAUCGUCAGCAAGUGCCGCUGGAUCGGGCAGAAGCUGGGCAUUCUGGACAGGACGGACGACUAGACUCUGUCAUUCCUAUCGGCAGAAACAUUCAGCAGACGCUGAGCAUUGUGGUCAUGGCGGACAACUGGACUUUGCUAGACCUUCUGGUUAGUAACACUUCAGACGCCCGAGAUACACCGUCCAAAGAUGUUUCUCAGUUCAGUCUCAAUAGCGCAUCGUUUGAAGUCAGUUUUUGUGAAAGGAAAGAGAUAUAGAGAAAAAAAGCAAACUCUUACGUAUAUGAACAUUGACGACUACAGAGGUGGAGUGAGAGAAGGUCAGUGAGAUGUAUCCCGACGAGCUCCACCAGGACGAUGCGCACGUGUUUGCUGCUGAGAGAACAUGUGUUGACGUCACAAACGGUCGUCGACUUCUAUAACAGAUAUACUUGAUCUUUUAAAUUUUUUUUCUCCAGUUUUCGCUCCCUUUCUUUCAGAACGUUCUACAUGCACCUUUAACUAAACUUCAUUUUUAUUCCUUAAAUGAUAAUUGUUUGUAAUAUUAUGUAUAGACACGAUAUGCACUGGAAAUCGUCUGUAGAACUAGACAUUGUCUACAUUUUGUCAUUCUCGUCGACUUUUUCAUCCUCAUCAUCAUUGCCUCGGAAACGCAGGUGCAGACUGGGGAAGAUAACCCUGCUAUACCCAGCUUGUAACAGUUCCUGUGGCGGCGCUAGUGUUCUGGUGAUUCACCAUGAAAAUGCUGCGACCACCAUGGGUCUGACUCCUAUUAUCUAUGGAACGACUUUGAUGGGUCCUAUGGUCUAGAGCAGCAGAAGCAGUGGACUGUAAGUGGCUCAUCGUGUCGAAGACACGGUAGUUGGAGGGCCAACACUCUCUUUUGUCGUCUGUCACCUUUCCUGAUGACUCAGAUGCACAUCUGCUGGGUGAGAUGAUAGAGUUGUUCAGGUCCCAAGUUAAACCUACUGUGUAGAAGUCUCGUCACUUCCCAAACAAAAGGAAGGAAUAAGUAUUCUGUACAUUAUGAAUCAUAUCCCUUGCAAACAGUAUCUCAUGUUUAACCCAAAGUCUGCAAAUAUUUUUCCACAGCUGAAUAUGUAUUGUGAGUUAUUGGUUAUAACCACCUUGUCCAAAAUCCCCAUAACUGACCUGGCAUUUAUCUGGCUAAAGGUUUGUUUUAUUAACCGUCCACAGCUGGCACUGGGGCAAGUGUGUUGUGACGAGCACAAGUUGAGGGAAUUCCACAGUCCCACAGUCCCAUUCCAGUGCCCAAAACUGUUUGGUCCUUGGUCCGUCCUGCCCAAGCCAAUUGUGAUUGUUACAACUAGUUUGUCCAAGCCGCGGCUGCCUUUCAGGGCCUUCUUAACCGACCACACAUUGUCGAAUAUGUGACUUUGCUUUCCAAUUGUUUUAAAUGGAAGUGUUUACAACUUAGUCAAACACAGUCACACGUUCGACAGUAGGUGUCCACUUAGAACAGCCCUUUUUUUACCCCUGAAAUCCCCACAGGCUGAAAGAUGCUCAAAGGGGCUGCCUUAUUUUGUCCACAGUGUGUAUUUUACAAUAUUCUAUCCUUUGCUGACUACGUUUCCGUCCAUGUUUCCAUUUAGUACAAGUACUGAGAUGUUGCUGUACUGACAAAUACAUGGAUGCAGGUAGCCACUGUUAUAUGAAGGCAACAUGUGGUAUAAUGAUUAUAAUGUAUAUGAUUUGGUCGUGGUGGUAUUGCAUGGUACAUUGGUGUAGUCCACAUCAUGUUUGUCAAGUUGUUAAUAUUAAAUCUUUUACCUAGGUGACCUAAGCCUGGUAGCAAAAUGAAUGACAUGCACUAUGAGAAACACGCCAUAACCCCUGGAAUUGUUAUUUGGCUCGGAUGUAGUUGUUACCUUCGUGGUUAUUCCCAUAGCUACGACGGCACCCGUGCCUUUACCCAAGGAACGGGAAGAGGUUUUUUCGUUUUUGGUCGUUGCCAGUCUCUCAUUCUCCUCUCUCCUAAUUGUCUUGAGCACUGACAUUCAACAUCUCUACGUCGCUCGGAUGUAUUCCGAUGAAAGAAAGUGCACUAACCAACAAACUAAACUAAAACAAAACCCAGCAAUAAAAGCCUUUUCUACAUUCACCAUAAGCCAGUAAGGGUCACCCAAGUGUGAAAGCAUUGACUCGAGACGGGGGAACUGGUUACCAAGAAACCGCUUCUACAAAAAGAAAAAUCCCAUGACAUACAGCACUAACCUUGUUCUUUCAGAUAUACAGCAGACAUAAUCCGUUUUAUUACUGUAACACACAUCCUGCAAGGUGCAGGAGACACAAUAAGAUUUACUCACCUUACUUUGAUUAAACCACAAAACCUUUCCCAAAUAAUUGUUAGUGUGCAGACACAAAAACAACUGUCCCAUCACGCACGUUGACUGGUGCUUCAAACUGUGAUUCCACUGGCCUGCAGAGAUGUCGUUGUCACUAUUCGUCUUCACUCUCUGGUUCCUGUGUGUGUUCCCCUUCUUAUCAUGAUUAAAUAAAUGUUUCUGAUAAAAUGGAGAUAUCAACAGAGUUAUUUGUAAAGACUACGUUUCGCGUAGCUUUUCAAGAAUAUCCACUUAUUGUUGUUGCUGAUUAUAAAACAUUGAGAUUAUUGAUAGGCUGAUCGUUGAUAUAUAUAUAUAUGUAUGUGUUACUAAUUCGCAUUUUUGUAUACUGUUACAGCUAAGAUUGUUAAUGUAUCAAUAUCUUGGUAACAUCUGGCUAACUUUAGUUUGCCGAGCUGAGGAAGCAAAGGUGCCGGGUGGUGGGAGAGAAUCUCAAUAGUAAUUAUUGUCCUCUUCUUCUGCACCUGAGUAUUUAUAUAUAUAUAUGUGUGUGUGAGAGAGAGAGAGAGAGUGUGAGUGAGAGAGAGAGAGAGAGAAACGGAGAUGGUGAUUGCUCUCAUGGCAUGGCAAUAUUUUAAAAAACCCGUGUUUCCUUUUUAUGAUAGGCCAUAAAACGCUUCGAUGAAUAUCUUUACUACAUAUGCAGUUUCCUUCCUUAACUGAAAUACAUGGUUGCCCAAAAGUCACGAAGAAUGUAGAAUUGUUUUAAAACAAUUUCUGUUGCAGAUCCUCAUAAUUUAAUGAAUAUAAAAGGUAAAGGCACCAAAUGAGUGAUCUUUCUGAAAUAGUCAUUAUCCCCAUACUAAGAGCAUUUCGUCAUUACUUUGAAAAGAAAAGUCUUCGAAAUAGACGAAUAAUCGUGUUUUUGAAGGUCUACACUAUACAGCAAGACGAUUCAACAACCGAUCGGCUUUCUUUGACCUCUCUAACCACAUGAAGUUCUUACAGCUCAUGGACAAGAAAGAACAGUCAUCAUCACCCAAACACCGACCGUGUGAGAAGUUCAAAAUGCAGCAUUAUUCUCCGUACUAACAGGGAUAGCAUUUUAUUUCACUAUGUGAAGAAAUAAAAGUAAUUGAUAAUCAAAAACAUUAUUGCAUUUUCAAACCAUUCCGUGACUUUUGGGACAUAACAUUCUCGCUACACAAUCAACUGCUAUUUACAUGAUUUAUGAAUCAUUCUUAUUGCUUUAUAUUAAUUUUAGUGAUUUUGGUCAACACAUAAGUCCUACAUGAUUACAAGUUUACGUGAUUAUAUUUGCUUCAAUGUAUGUAAAACAAACACAACCACUGACAACUACUUUUCAUACGAAGGUUCUAGGUUUCUCGUACUGUUUUGGAUUGUGAUAUCUUUGUAAGUUUAAUUGGCGUGUUAAUAUCUUUAAACGCACAUUUAAGCAGUUUAAGACGUAGACAAAUUGGAGUAAACUUAGUUUGAAUGCACUUAAUCUUUCUUUCACUUUAUUAAUUCCGUCCUUCUGGCACCACCCAUCCGCAUGGUUUGCAAUCGCACGUCCAUGCCCAAACCUUGCCUGCCCCAGGAUAAUUACUGCACUUUCAUUAAAAAGGGCCUAUAUGCUCCUCGAGGAGUAACAAGGAAUAGACUAAACUUUCUUUAAAAGCAAUUGUUAACCAAUUUUCAAGAAAACUACUGCAGUAUACUUACUUUUUUUUUAAAAUUGCGACCUUCCUUUUUUAGGUACGCGUUGCCUCAGAUCUAUCACGGCUCGAGAUGUUAAACAGCCAAUCAGUGUGGGUUUUACAACUUGUACAGCAUCAUCCAACAGCGAAACUCGUUGAAUUCAACAGUUUUCUAAGCAAAAUGGCGUCCAUACCACGUAGAUGCGUCGUCUCACGAACGAAAAACUAGAUUUGAUUCCUCACAUCUUGGAAACGCACUGCUGGUGGACCGUGUAGAAGCUACGUAUCCUCAACCUCUCGUCACAAACAAUAAAAAAAUACGAAAACCCCUUUUCAAUUAUUUUUUAAAUCCUUUUUUUAUAGUCGCACUACCAAAAAUCUUGCAUUUUAAGCAUUAUUCUUUUUGUAUGACUCACAUCUUUUUGUAUAUUCAAGCUUUUAGUAAUGUCAGUUUUGUUUCUCCUGUAGGUGUCGGUGUUGUGCCUACACAGGUUAAGAAAAAACUUUCUGGAAAUAUAUUUUCUUCUGUAUGAAAUGAAUGAAAUUCAAUCUCAUAAGAAUGCACAGAAUACAAAUUGUUUACACACGU
Messenger RNA from Pomacea canaliculata, 7337 nucleotides. RefSeq names its product TWiK family of potassium channels protein 7-like. Gene Ontology annotation, cellular component: membrane. Bases 1472 to 2806 code for a protein of 444 amino acids. The transcript has 4 exons. Lineage: Eukaryota; Metazoa; Mollusca; Gastropoda; Architaenioglossa; Ampullariidae. Gene Ontology annotation, biological process: potassium ion transmembrane transport; stabilization of membrane potential. Gene Ontology annotation, molecular function: potassium ion leak channel activity. The record is from RefSeq and is a predicted model, not a curated record.